AUGACACACGACGCCCCUUUCCUGACGCAACCAACGGCGGAGUGUGACACCCAACAAGAAGGUGGCCAAUCCGUGGAUGUGAUACAGAGAGAGAAGGAAUUUCGGCAGGCCUUCAAGGACCACGUGGAGGCAACGAACAUCCUGUACAGAACGAAGCUUAACAAAAUGCUCUCAUCAGCUUAUACUGGAUCCAUAAUGGCGGCAUUGCAAGGAAGUAUACGAAUUAAAGACCCAAAAUUGGAAUAUGAACAAGUAUUCACCACCUUGGACAAGGAGUAUGGAGACAAAGAGACAUAUAAGGCCGAGCACACUGCCAAAGCUGACAGGUGCAGAGGAGGCAGUGACAUGGCAGCAGGAUACAGAAGGUUCCUGCAGGUGAAGAGGGCAGCAUGGAACAGUAUGUUUUGCCCCAUCAUUCAGCCGCACUUGCUGCUGUGGCUGAGUCAUCCCUCCUGUCCUCACCUCAGCCUGGACCAAGCCAGCAAAGCCACUGUCAAUAUUCCCAGUCAGCAGUGCAGCCCACAUCACUGUGUACUCACCCUGUCCAGCCUUCAACAUCAUUGCCAUCACCAUCUCCUUCUCACCUACUGCUGGUUCCAGCAGGUGACACAUAAGCAUGGCAGAAGGUCUAGUAGUUCCUCAGAUGUUGGAGAUCUAACAUGUGUUCUUCACGAAGACAGGGAACAUAAGGGGUUCAGUGAAUAUGUUGGGUGACCAACUGGAAGUAAUGAACUCUACUUUCAGCACCUGCUUGGAGGUCAUGACUACAAUGUUGGAAGUCAUAGCCAAUUCCCUGGCAGAAAUUGCCGGCAAGAAAGAUUACUGUAUUACAAGACCAUUUUAUUUGUAUAUAAUGUAUGUUAUUGGUUUAGUUUUAGAUAUGAUAAUAAGCUAUUAACCAGUUGAUUUUAAAACUUUCAUAAUUUUAUUUGUUUUACAAGUUUUGUUUAUUAUGUAGUACAUCAAGCUCAGUUUUUUGGGGCAAAAGUAAAUCUGUAUACUAAACUUUCUUUUAUUUUGACAAUAAUUAAGUGUACAUGAGCAUAGUGAAAGACUGGAAGAGUACUUAGAUGUCAAGAUAGGUUGAGGUAGUACAUGUGAGACAAGAGGUGCUAGUGUAGGGCUUUGAACAAGUGAGGAAGGAAGACCUGAAUUAGAAGACAUGGAGCCUCUUCUGCCAAGGCCACCUCCUUAGAUGCUGUCCUCAAUAGGCAUAAAACAUCAAAAGAGAGUUCAAGAGACAGUGACAGAGACAGAGAGAGCCUAUGAAAACAAAUUUUCAUUGAGAGCACUUCAGGAAGCCAGUCCAGCUUGGAUGCCUCUAUAUUUUUAAGCUUCAGGGUCAUCCUCAUCAAGUAGUGACUCAUUCAGGGGGAUUCUUUUUUGGAUGUACAUGUUAUGCAACUGCAUACGUGCAGCUACUAUAUGAGCAAUUUUAACUGGGUGGUACUGGUACUGUGGCCUGACUCACACAGACAACAUAAUCUGGAUUCCAGUAUCCGAUAUGUCUACUGUGUCUUUGUAUGGCUGUGGUAGGCGUGCUUACUAGCAGUUUUUAGCCAGCUCACAGGAGUCUUUAAAAAGGGCUCUAGAGGAUAACCAGGAUCACCUACAAUAAUAGAAGCACAAGUAAAGGAUUAGUCCAGGCAAAAAAAUAAUUUAAAAAAUCUUAUUCAUAAAUAAUUAAUGAUCACAUUAUUCUAAUAUUAUUUCUUGUUCAUGAAAUUAACCUUCAUUUUACUUUGAUCUUUUUUACAGAUUGAUCUUUCCCCUCCUAAGAAAAAUC
This is a messenger RNA of Scylla paramamosain (green mud crab), 1786 nucleotides long. RefSeq lists its product as uncharacterized. The coding region runs from base 1 to 714 and encodes 237 amino acids. The transcript is spliced from 4 exons. The record is from RefSeq and is a predicted model, not a curated record. NCBI's taxonomy places the organism in Eukaryota, Metazoa, Arthropoda, Malacostraca, Decapoda, Portunidae.